AUUUCCAGAAUAAGAUGAUAAAAUCAUGGGGUAAUUAAUAUUUACUUUCAAAUAGAUGGGGAAGAAUGAGAUCAUCACUAGUGUGGACAAUUCUACAAAUUGCCUUUGCAAUAAGUGCACCAUUUUCACCAAAUUACAUUUUGUACCUAAUUCUGAGGACACUGAUAGGCAUGGCUGGAAUUGCAGGGUUUACAACACAUUUUACAAGCUGCAUAGAGGUUCUUACAUCCAGUGGUAGGAAUACAUUUGAAAUUGCAAAUACUGCAACCAGCAUCAUUGGACUUGGCACAUUACCACUGACUGCGUUCUAUGUGAGGAACCAUAUUACUUUACAAAUUAUAGCAGGAGGACUAAUCAUCUUAACUGCUGUUAUACGAUGCAUAACACCGGAGUCUGCAAGAUGGCAUUUAUCUAUAGGAGAAGUCGAAGCUGCCACAAAAGUGACCAGAAUAAUGGCAAGAGUCAAUGGAAAAGAAGUUGAGAAUCAUGAAGAGUUAUUGCAAGGAAUUGCAGAGGAAGAACGGAAGAAAGAAGGAGGGAAGAAAGCCACCAUUAUUGACUUGUUCAGGACACCUAGGAUGAGACGCAUUACAUUCAUCGUCUAUGCAAUAUGGUUUGCAUGUGUUUUUGCUAACUAUGCAGUACAUCUGAACAUCGGAACACUUAUUCCUGGAAACAUUUACCUGAAUAUGUACCUAGUCUUAGGCCUCUCACAAAUCAUGGUAUUACCAAUCAAAUACCUAACUUACUACAAAAUUGGACGAGUAAAGGGGUUCAUGCUUGCACUAAUCACAUCAGGAUUGUUUUCAUUCAGCAUGAUUGGCUUUGUCAGGUUGACAGACAUAACAGCUCUACCUGCCGUUGCUUCAUUACUUGGCGUAGCAUUUGCAACUACAGCUUCAAAUGUAGUAUAUUUAUACAGUGGAGAGAUCUUCCCUACACCAGCCAGAGCUGCAGGGUUGGGGGGAGGAUCUAGCUUUGGUAGAAUAGGUGGACUCAUAGCACCACAAAUACCACUUCU
Owenia fusiformis is the source of this 1021-nucleotide messenger RNA. The record is from the annotation of a GenBank genome assembly. Lineage: Eukaryota; Metazoa; Annelida; Polychaeta; Sabellida; Oweniidae.